AUGUUGGUUUCCGGGGAGGUGGCCGAGCAGCGGCGACGUCCACUGUUCCGCCGGGCGAAACCAACGACCACCUCGGAACCGGCCAUCACCUCGGACGAUAGCGAGGGUUCGGAGACGAAGGGGCACCAGCGCAGCGAUCCAUUUUCGGUGAUCACCGGCGGCAACCAGCAAGCGGGUAGCCAGGCAGUAGCAUCCGGCAGUAGCUUCAAGGCGGAUGGAGACAAACUGACGUCCUUCUCCGAGUAUAGUUUUGGUAGCCACGGGAAGCUGCUGCCAUCUGGCGGAGGAAGCCUGGAGGAUGCGACGAGCCCGGACGACGAGGCGAGCGGUUACGCGGGCUUCAAGAACCACAAAACGGCGAGCCAGCUGCCGACGACCAACGCCAACAACAAGGGCAAACCGGCGGACCGCGGUGCGUUCGACUUUCUUGCCCGCGACUACGCGAAGGCGAAAGGAUCGUUCGGUGCCGGUGGCAUCCAGCACGAUACUGCCGCUGGCGGACUGCUCGGCACUAAGUCAUCGAAGACGUCAUCGUUAUCGUCGGUGAGCAGCAAGUUCUCGAUCUCGCACCCUUCACCGAUUGGUGCCGCCGGUAAGCUGGCCCACCUCGACGACUCGACCGAGUACGAUGUGUACGCCAGCCUUGGACAGUCGGCCACCGGCAAGACCAAACUCGGAGCGUCCACGUCGUCGUCGUCGUCGUCGUCGUCGUUGUCACCGACCCACUUCGACGGCAAGGUCAAGAAGGUACCGUUCAAGUACGAGGACGGUGGUUUUGGGGCCGCGUCGACCACCUCGCUCAAAGGGGGCCUCAAGACCAAGUCGAAGCUCGCCCUGGACGAUGACAACGACGGUGGAGUGUACGGAGGCAAGCAGCAGCAGCAGCAGCAGCCACUCCACAAUCAUCAGCAAAGUCUGCUCGCCACCAAGAGCAAGUUCAACUUUGCUGAACCGCCGGCGCUGGUCAAGUCAACGCUCAACACGCUGAAGCACUUUGGCGACGGAUUGCUAGGUAACGGUGGGAACGGUGCCCUGUUCCAUACGCCCAACCCGUACGAUCUGGACAGCGACGAGGGAGGCGGACUGGCGGCGGCGGUGGCGGCUGGUGGUAGUGUGCUACCGGCUUCCGGUCUUUCGGGCUUCCACGGUGGUGCUGGCAAAUUUGGCGCUUCGCACCACGGCUACUACCCGGGUGCCGGCGGCCAGCUAGCCGUGGAAGAGAGCUACGAAGCCGUGGCGUCCGGGGAGCUCGGAGGUGGAGGCAUCGGUAGCAAACCGUACCACCACCAGCAUCCAAAGUCGCCGCUGCCCUCUUCGCCGCUGUCCGGUGUUGGGAAGUUUGCGACCGAUUUCGACGUCAAGAACAUCAAGCUGACUGGGGAUGGAGGGGCGGUGUUCGGGGGUCACAGUACCACCAAGUACCAUCAGCACCAGCACCACCACCAAGGGGGUGGCAUCACUCCGGGAAAGAACACGCCACCACACCACACCACCAAACAACAACAGCAACAACACUUGGGCCACCUCGGUCAUUCAGGACAACAACAACAACUCCUCCUUCACCAACAGCAACAGCAGCAGCUGCAGCAGCUGCAUCAACAUCAACAACACGCUCCGCAUCACGCACACGCACCCACACAUGCAACCGGUGCCGGCAUUGCGGCCAAGGGACAGAUAGAGAGCUUCCUCAAUGCGGAGCAUGGACUGAAAGACUCCGACUCGUCACAGCAGCAGCAGCAGCAGUCGGGCGGUCGGCCACACUACCACACGCUGCAGAAGUCCAAGGAGGAGGAGCAGCUGGAGAAGGAGGCGCUCCGGCAGCAGAUCGAGUACCUGAAGGCACAGGCUGCCAAACGCCCGGUUGACCUGUCGCCCAGCAACCCGGCCCGGCCCGCCAUCGUCUCGAACGCGCAGAAGUUCCGACCGGUGCGCCGCAUACCGCCGCACGUGCGGCUCGGCGUCAAGGCACCCUACCCGCUGCCCCGCAUACCGCACUACAACGAUCGGCCGUACAGCAUCAGCUUCAAGAUCUAA
Messenger RNA from Anopheles aquasalis, 2034 nucleotides. RefSeq names its product box A-binding factor-like. Lineage: Eukaryota; Metazoa; Arthropoda; Insecta; Diptera; Culicidae. The record is from RefSeq and is a predicted model, not a curated record.